UCCUUCCUUCUAGUCACGGAAGUCGGGUCAUAGCGGUCGACAUUUUCUUAGCAGUUUUAGCAUAAUAGACAGCUUUUCUUGAUUUUUGGGAGGGGACAACGACGUUGUCCUCGCUGCUUCUGCUUUACGUCUGACCUUCACCGUGAGUGAACAUGUGGUAUGAAAUCCUCCCCGGCCUCGGCCUUAUGACCGUGUGCAUGAUUCUUCCGGGCAUUGUGACCACACACAUCCACAAGUUCACCAACGGAGGAAAGGAGAAGAGGAUCGCACGGAUUCCGUGGCAGUGGUAUCUGCUGGAGAGGGACCGGAGGGUGUCAGGAACGGGUCAAUACUUUAACUCCAAGGGACUCGAGAACAUCAAAUGAUGAAGAGGAUUAUGAAAGAAGAGCGGAAAAAUCCAUGUUGUAAAUUAAAUAUAUAAAACUUUUGUCCUUUGAAAUCAGUUGUGAUUAAAUAAACUGUUCCACACUGGAA
Molecule: messenger RNA, 474 nt
Organism: Girardinichthys multiradiatus
Lineage: Eukaryota; Metazoa; Chordata; Actinopteri; Cyprinodontiformes; Goodeidae
Gene: ndufa1
Product: NADH:ubiquinone oxidoreductase subunit A1
Exons: 3
Coding region: 153-365 (70 amino acids)
Source: RefSeq, a predicted model, not a curated record